UGGUUAUUGCGUGACACGGUUGAGAGAGCGAGUUGUACGCAAGAUCAGAAUAUUGCGUCAGUAACAUAAACAUACAAAAUUUCUUGCGAAUAAUGACUCUGUGAUCGUUUCAUAUCACGAAUAAAAUGAUUGGACUUCGAAAUGUAGCUAACGUACCCCUGUCAACGGUAUUUUCCUGUGAUAUACGACAAGCAUUCCUUAAAGAUGUACGAUGCGGGAAUUCAAUUUUGCAAAGUAGUAGGACUCUGACAGCUGCAAGCAGAAAAGAACUUGCUCCUGCCAAACGCCCUCUUUAUCUGGACGCACAAGCUACAACACCAAUGGAUCCGCGAGUGCUAGAUGCAAUGCUGCCGUAUAUGACAUGUUAUUACGGGAAUCCACAUUCACGAACUCAUUUUUACGGUUGGGAAGCAGAAGCUGCAGUAGAAAAAGCUCGCAAACAAAUAGCAGAUCUGAUUAAAUGUGAUCCCAAAGAGGUUGUCUUUACAUCUGGUGCGACUGAGUCAAAUAAUAUUGCUAUUAAAGGUGUUGCAAGAUUUUAUAAAAGCAAAAAGAAACAUGUUAUUACAACACAGACAGAACAUAAAUGUGUACUGGAUUCUUGCAGAGCUUUGGAAGCGGAAGGUUUUGAUGUCACUUUCCUUCCUGUAGGACCUAAUGGUAUUAUAUCACUGGCUGACUUAGAAGCGGCCAUAAGGCCAGACACUGUUAUUGUGUCAGUGAUGAGUGUGAAUAAUGAAAUUGGAGUGAGACAACCGAUCAAGGAAAUAGGAGCACUAUGUAAAGCAAAGAAUGUAUUUUUCCAUACUGACGCUGCUCAGGCAACAGGAAAAAUUCCCAUUGAUGUCAAUGCAAUGAAUAUAGAUCUUAUGUCUAUUAGUGGUCACAAAAUAUAUGGACCAAAAGGUGUAGGUGCUCUGUACAUUCGUCGUCGACCAAGAGUGCGAAUAGAACCUUUACAGAGUGGAGGUGGUCAAGAGCGGGGCAUACGCAGUGGCACUGUUCCUGCUCCAUUAGCUGUGGGUCUUGGUGCAGCUUGUGAAGUUGCCAUGAGGGAAAUGGAUUAUGACCACAAAUGGAUCACGAUGUUAUCACAACGUCUGUUGGACAAAAUUUUUAAUAAUCUGACCCAUGUUGUUCGGAAUGGGGAUCCUGUCAGUUCUUAUCCUGGAUGUGUUAACUUGUCAUUUGCUUAUGUCGAAGGAGAGUCACUGUUAAUGGCUCUGAAAGAUGUUGCACUGUCUAGUGGUAGUGCGUGUACGUCAGCCUCCCUUGAACCAUCCUACGUCUUGCGUGCCAUUGGUACAGAUGAAGAUCUGGCUCACUCAUCCAUUCGAUUUGGCUUUGGCCGUUUUACAUCAAUGGAAGAGACUGAUUAUACAGCAGACCUAACAAUUAAACAUGUUACCAGAUUACGGGAGAUGAGCCCUCUGUGGGAAAUGGUUCAGGAAGGUGUGGAUCUAAAGCAGAUAAAGUGGUCUCAACAUUAAAAGGCGCGAAGGAACUUCGCAAGCAUUUCUGUGCAGCUGUACGGAGGUGCUGUGUGAAAAAUAAAAAUUUAUGAAAUUUUGUAAAUUAUGUAUAUGUGUAAUUCAUUAUUUAAUGUAUUAAAACUGCAAAUCGUUCAA
This is a messenger RNA of Schistocerca americana (American grasshopper), 1628 nucleotides long. Its product is annotated as cysteine desulfurase, mitochondrial-like. Gene Ontology annotation, biological process: [2Fe-2S] cluster assembly. Lineage: Eukaryota; Metazoa; Arthropoda; Insecta; Orthoptera; Acrididae. Gene Ontology annotation, cellular component: mitochondrion; nucleus; cytosol. The record is from RefSeq and is a predicted model, not a curated record. Bases 126 to 1490 code for a protein of 454 amino acids. The transcript is spliced from 10 exons. Gene Ontology annotation, molecular function: pyridoxal phosphate binding; cysteine desulfurase activity.